Molecule: messenger RNA, 2391 nt
Organism: Leptosia nina
Lineage: Eukaryota; Metazoa; Arthropoda; Insecta; Lepidoptera; Pieridae
Source: the annotation of a GenBank genome assembly
AUGGAGGACCAAGAUCCUGAUGUAGCCGGAUCUAGUAGCAAAAAUAUGGAACUAGAGUCAGAGUUAACGAGUAAAUUUCUUAAUGGACAAAUGUCUUUUGCUGAGUAUUCUAGUGAAUGGUAUGGCGGUGAGGAUGAGGAUGAGAAUGACGAAAUAGAAAAAAAAGUAGAAGAGCCACAACAGUCUGUUGCAAGGAGACGGCGCAGAGUUAAUCGCUUGACACCAGCCUUAAUUGGAUUAAUGGGUGAAGCUAAUUUACGUUUUGCUAGAGGUGACAAUGAAAUGGCGGAAAAAAUGUGCCAUGAAAUCAUAAAGCAGGUGCCAACUGCUUCUGAACCUUAUCAAACCCUAGCUCAAAUAUAUGAAAAUGAUCCUGAAAAGUCCUUACAAUUUUCCCUGUUAGCUGCACAUCUUAGUCCCACUGAUGUCAAUGAAUGGUUACGUUUAGCAGGAAUAUCUAGUCAAAGGAAUGAUCCCAAGUUAGAAAUGAUUUGCUACACGCAUGCCAUUGGAGCAGAUCCAGGUAAUUUAGAAAUUCAUAUGAAAAGGCUAGAUUUGAUAAAUAAAUUGGAACAUACAGAUACAACUUUGGUUCCAAGUUUAAUGUCCCGUGUUCGGGCUUACCACAAAAUUGUCACUGCAAUGCCUCCAUCUCAGGGUGAAAUUAUAAUGAAAUAUACUCGACUUGCAGCAACAUUGUAUCAUGAUGAUGAUGAAAAAUCAAAGGCUUGUAAAGUUAUGUCAGCUGCCUAUGCUAAAUGCCCCACAUUAUUCUCCCUUGAAGAUCUUAAUAUUUUCCUUGAAUUGCUUAUUUCACAAAAGGAAUUUAACAAAUGCCUCGAACUGUUUGUAGCUAGCUGUGGUGUUGAUAUAGAAGCAGAAAUACAAACAGUUCAAUAUUCUACAAACGAAAUUGAGGAGCAGACUAAUUAUACAAAAUGUUCAAUACCUAAUGAUUUGGCUAUUGAUCUCAAGUCAAAAUUAUUAGUAUGCUUCAUUCAUUUGGGGGCUGUAAGUCUUGUACAAACCUUAUUAAGUGACUUUUUAACUAAUGAUGUGGAAAAAGCUGGUGAUUUGUAUAUGGAUAUUGAGGAAGCAUUUUCUGCUGUUGGUCAUCACGAGAUGGCUAUGAAGUUAUUAGAACCAUUGGUAAAUACACCUAAUUUUGAUUUAGGUGCGGUUUGGUUAAAAUAUGCAGAAUGUCUUUUAAAUUUAGGCAGGGAAGAAGAAGCAACCAAUGCCUUCUAUAAGGUUCUGGAUCAUGCUCCACAGCAUCCGGCAGCUCGCAGAAAGCUAUUUGCCAUCCUAGAAAAAAGUGGACAUACUGAGAAGGCUUUAGAUGUUCUGCAGCAAGAUAAAAAAUAUGUAAUCAGCCCAAGCCUUCUGUAUGAAGAAUGCCUUGCAUUAAAAAAGUAUAAUCGGAUGAGCAGAUAUUUGGAGGUUGCUGAAAUAUUGCUCUGUAGGGCUAUCACUAAAUACAGACAUGACGAGGAGUUAAGAAUUGCUUGUAAACAAAGAUCUGCAAUUGAACUUAUACAAGAAUUUCGUAUACUGAAAGGAGAAAAUCCAUACCACAAAGAUGAUUUACAAUUUGAAGAUGAGAAUUUUAAGUUGACACCAUCUCAAGAAUGGGAAAUCUAUAAAGAAUUGCUAACACUAGCUCAUGGUUUUAAACAAUAUGUUACAAUGCAAAGAAUUAGUUACAGUGCAUUGCUAAUAAAGGGUCUACAGGCCCAUAGGAAACAAGUAGAAUUUUAUAUCUUUCAAGCUUGUCUUUUAAACAAAGAUUUUGUACACUCUUUUAGAUUUAUUCGGGAAUUGGCACAAAAGAACACAACAAAUAGAACGUGGAAUCUGUUAAGUUUUGUAAUAAACUCUGUGGAAGAUGUAACCCACAGCAAAUUCUUGACCAGACUCUUCCAAAGAGACCAGCACUGGGUGAAAAAUUUAUUUUUAGGUAACAAUUACCUAAUGUCAGGGAGGUACCUGGUAGCUCUCAAAUAUUUUCUUGAAUAUCAUGAACAAUUUCGAGAACCACUGUCUGCCUUUUUGAUAUCAGUCACGAUUCUGUCGAUGGCAGCUCAAAAGACUGUAGAUAAACAUCAUAAUCUUAUUCUUCAAAGUUUAUCCUACAUGGUUGCUUAUAAGCAGUUAAGGAAAUAUGACCAGGAGGUGAAUUAUAAUAUGGGAAGGUUGUAUCAAAUGCUGAGUAUCAACAAUUUGGCUAUAGAAUAUUAUGAAAAAGCUCUAGCCUGUGAACCUAUCGCGCAGUGUGAUAAACAUGGAACGAUCGAUUUACGAAUGGAAACCGCUUACAACUUAUUUACAUUAUAUAAAGAACACUCACCACAUUUGGCAAGAAAAAUAAUGCUAAAAUAUCUUGUUAUUUAA